CGUGCGGGUGGCUGGCGGGGCCGGACGCUCGGCCCGGGCCGGGGCGGCGAUGUGGGGGGAUCCGGGCAGCCCUGGCGGCCGCGGGGACGGGGGCGGAGCCCGGAGCGCCGCGGACACCGCCCCCCUGCGCCGGCGGAGCCGCCGCCCGAGCGCGGACCCGGGAGCCCGAGGCGACUGCGGCGUGCGGGACCCCGAGGACGCGACCAUGCCGGGCGGGGCCGAGGCUGGGGAGGCCGAGGAGGAGACUGGGGCCGGCUCCGGGUCCGAGGCGGAGGAGGACGCUUUGUGGGAGCGGAUCGAGGGCGUCCGGCACCGGCUGACUCGCGCCCUCAACCCGGCCAAGCUGACGCCCUAUCUGCGCCAGUGCCGGGUCAUCGACGAGCAGGACGAGGAGGAGGUGCUGAGCACCUACCGCUUCCCGUGCCGUGUCAACCGCACCGGGCGCCUGAUGGACAUCUUGCGCUGCCGUGGCAAGAGGGGUUAUGAGGCCUUCCUGGAAUCGCUGGAGUUCUACUACCCCGAGCACUACACACUGCUCACGGGCCAGGAACCUGCCCAGCGCUGCUCCAUGAUCCUUGAUGAGGAGGGGCCAGAAGGCCUGACCCAGUUCCUGAUGACGGAGGUGCGACGGCUGCGGGAGGCUCGCAAGAGCCAGCUGCAGCGGGAGCAGCAACUGCAGGCUCGGGGCCGGGUGCUGGAGGAGGAGCGGGCGGGGCUGGAGCAGCGGCUGCGGGAGCAACAGCAGGCUCAGGAGCGCUGCCAGCGCCUCAGGGAGGACUGGGAGGCGGGCAGCCUGGAGCUGCUGCGCCUCAAGGACGAGAACUACAUGAUCGCCAUGCGCCUGGCCCAGCUCAGCGAGGAGAAGAACUCUGCAGUGCUGCGCAGCCGGGACCUGCAGCUGGCGGUGGACCAGCUGAAGCUCAAGGUGAGCCGGCUGGAGGAGGAGUGCACCCUGCUGCGGAGGGCCCGGGGGCCGCUCCCCGGGGCCGAGGACAAGGAGCCGGACAGCGUGGACCUGGUCUCUGAGCUGCGCGCCGAGAACCAGCGGCUGACCGCGUCCCUGCAGGAGCUUCAGGAAGGCCUGCAGCAGGAAGCGAGCAGGCUGGGGGCCCCAGGCUCAGAACGCAUCCUCCUGGACAUCCUGGAGCAUGACUGGCGGGAGGCUCAGGACAGCAGGCAGGAGCUGUGCCAGAAGCUGCAUGCCGUCCAGGGGGAGCUGCAGUGGGCUGAGGAGCUGCGGGACAAGUACCUGCAGGAGAUGGAGGACCUGCGGCUGAAGCAUCGCACGCUGCAGAAGGACUGCGACCUCUACAAGCACCGAAUGGCCACGGUCCUGGCCCAGCUGGAGGAGAUCGAGAAGGAGCGGGACCAGGCCAUCCAGAGCCGUGACCGGAUCCAGCUGCAGUACUCCCAGAGCCUCAUCGAGAAGGACCAGUACCGCAAGCAGGUGCGGGGCCUGGAGGCUGAGCGGGAUGAGCUGCUGACCACGCUCACCAGCCUGGAGGGCGCCAAGGCCCUGCUGGAGGCACAGCUGCAACGGGUCCAGGGCGGCCCCUGCCUCAAGGCUUGUGCCUCCUCCCAUUCCCUGUGCUCCAACCUCAGCAGCACCUGGAGCCUCAGUGAGUUCCCCCCGCUGCUGGGAGGCCCGGAAGCAGCUGGGGAGGCGGCCAUUAUGGGGGGAUCCGAGCCCCACACCUCGGAGGAGGCGACAGACAGCGAGAAGGAGAUCAAUCGGCUCUCCAUAAUGCCCUUCCCCCCAAGCGCUGGCUCCAUCCUCCGCCGGCAGCGUGAGGAGGACCCUGCACCCCCGAAGAGGUCCUUCAGCAGCAUGUCCGACAUCACAGGGAGUGUUACGCUUAAGCCCUGGUCUCCUGGCCUCUCCUCGUCUUCAUCCUCCGAUAGCGUGUGGCCUUUGGGGAAGCCCGACGGCCCCCUGGCCAGAGGCUGUGGCCUGGAUCUCCUCAACAGGUCUCUGGCUAUCCGGGUGUCUUGCCGGAGCCCCCCGGGGGGGCCCGAGUCCCAGGACAAGGGCGCAGAUGGCCUGUCGUUCCUUGGGGACAGCUGGUCUGGGGCCAUGGUGCGGAGGGUGCUCUCUGGGCCAGGGUCUGCCAGGGCGGAGUCCAGAGAGCCAAGGGCCGAGGCUGCUGGCCUGGAGGGGGCAGGUGUGGAAGGUGAGGUCCAGCAGAGAACAUUGCCCUGGAGCCAGGUGUCCACGUUCCCCUUCCUGAUGGACUUCAAGGCCUGUCAGUCCUUCCAUGAGGCCCUCGACGCCUGGACAAAGGGGCUGAGCACCGAGCCCUUCUAUAUCCGAGCCAACCUUACCCUGCCGGAGCGAGCAGACCCUCACGCCCUGUGUGUGAAAGCCCAGGAGAUCCUGCGUCUGGUGGACCCGGUGUACAAGCGGCGGCAGGAGUGGUUUUGCACCCGGGUCGACCCCCUGACGCUGUGGGACCUGGACCGGGGCACUGUGCCCAAUUACCAGAGAGCCCAGCAGCUCCUAGAAGUUCAGGAGAAAGGCCUGCCCUCCAGCCGCCACCGAGGGUCCCGAAGUAAUCUGAAGAAGCGAGCCCUGGACCAACUCCGGUUGGUGAAGCCCAAACAGGGGGGAAGCUCCGCGGCGGCUUCUCCAGAGCAGCUGUUGCUGGAGCCCUGCUCAGAGCCUGAGCGAAGCCUCAAACCCUACAGCCUGGUGCGCCCACUGCUGGUGUCCGCUCUGCGGCCCGUGGUGCUCUUGCCCGAGUGUCUGGCACCCCGGCUCAUCCGCAACCUGCUUGACCUGCCCAACUCCCGGCUGGACUUCCAAGUGUGCCCAGCAGAAAGCCUCUCUGGGGAGGAACAGUGCUCAUCCUCAGCACCUGGAGCCCCCAAGGCCCAGCCUGCCACCCCUGGGCUGGGCAGCAGGCUCCGUGCCAUCCAGGAGUCUGUCGGGAAGAAGAAGCACUGCCUGCUGGAGCUGGGUGCACGAGGCGUGCGGGAGCUGGUCCAGAACGAGAUCUACCCCAUCGUCAUACACGUGGAGGUGACAGAGAAGAACGUCCGGGAAGUCAGGGGUCUGCUGGGCCGGCCCGGCUGCCGGGACUCGGAGCUGCUGCGGCAGUGCCAUCGCUCGGAGCAGGUGCUCUGGGGGCUGCCCUGCUCCUGGGUGCAGGUGCCUGCGCAUGCAUGGGGCCACUCGGAGGGGCUGGCCAAGGUGGUGCGCGGCCGCAUCCUGCAGGAGCAGGCCCGCCUCGUGUGGGUGGAGCGCGGCAGCUGUGCCGGGGGCGUCGGCGGCAGCAGCAGCGAGGCCUGAGGGGCCCCUUCUGGUGCCUGCGGCUUUCUCACACACCUCCGAAGCCCCCGCUGCGGACCCCGGUGUCUGCAGUGGGAGCUGGGUCCUCCUCAUCCUGAGCCUUCCUAGACCCUUGGCCUCCCAGACGUGGGGCCCCCAGCUCUGGGCUCUCCCCCGAGUGAAUUUCCAGGAGCCCUCGGGGCGGAGCUCCCACCGCCCCCGUACUUGCUGCUCUGGGCCUUCAGUGCGCCCCUUGUCUCCGUGAUUCCAGUUGUGGGCCCCACGCACGUGUCUGUGACCUGUUCUCCUUGCCCCCAGGAGCAUCUGAGCUCUCACUCCGGUGCACUGGUUUACACACCCAGGUUCUCACGGCAGGCACAUGAGGUCUCCUGGGUCCUCGUUCCCUUCUGUUCAAGGAAGCCCCGAGCCCGCCCGGCAUGCCCCUCCCCCGCACCCCGCUCACGUUUCUUGUGUAUACCUCCACGUGUGGGCACCGUGGUUUCCCUGGCCCACCGGGCCCCUCGCGUCUUCUCGUCACAUGUAUGUCUGUGGUUCUCUCCUGUGUAAAUGUCACACCCCGUCCCGUGACACUUGGGCACUAACCCUCGUGUGUGCCCGGGGAGUACACCGAGGACCAUGUUCUCACAGCGCCGUCUCCCUGCAGUGACCCGCCUCUCAGAGGUACAGUGGGGGGAAGGCCGGCUGCUCCGUCACCAGAAUGUACGGCCUGUUGAUUUUUAACGGGCCUUUUUCACUCAGAUUCUACACAUUAUGGAACAUUAAACAGUUUGUCAUAGAAGCUGGUGGCCUUUUGCUUGCUCGCCUUCCGGGCCCCGGACCCCCUCUCCACUCCCCCGGCUCGUCCCCCCACCCCCAGAUCAGGCUGAUACCACCUCUCAGGCCCCCGCUUGCCCAUGGGAAGGGUCAGAUUUCGUUUCUGACUCAUCCCAGAGCCGCCCGCCAUCUGCUGGCAUCACCUUACCUGCCCCUGAAUGACCAAAGAAAGGGCCCCACAGAUGGGCCCCCUCCACGCUCAGCCCUGCCUGUGUCUAAUCCUCAGAGGAGCGUCCCCUGGAGAGGAGACACUGAGGAUAGCAGGGUAUGGUCUUGGCUUAAGGAGCCCAGCUGCUGAGUCCAGGAGACCACGAGCAAACCCUCUGUGCGCAAUCAGGUCCUGAGACCAUUCCACCGGCAAGAGGAUGGUCCAGGCAGGAUUACCACGGGGGUUGCUGCUUCAGCUUAGGGUCUGGGAUUCCUUCAAGAAGUAUUUAUUGGACCUAUGUGCCUAAGUGCUGUCCUUGGUCAUCCUAUGGCUGCCCUCUGUCCUAGUGAUGAACUUGGGUCAGCCCCUGGAGGUUGGGGUGGGGGAAUGGGUUACUAGGUGGAGGGAAUCCCCGGAGUGAAGUCUCAGAGACAGAAAAUGGGUUGAAUUUGGCCACCUGUGGAGUGGUAGGAAAUGAAGCUGGGAAGUCCCAAGUUCAGGGGUGGGGGCUGCCUAUAUCUUAGUGUCUUUUGAGGUCUGGCUCAGACACCAUCUCCAGGAAGGCUGCUUGAUUCUGCCAGGCCUUGGGACUUUUCAGUCAUGCCUUGUGGCAGGAUGGUGGGUCUCUGAGGGUGGCCGUGAGCUCCCUGGGUGUGGAGACCAAGUAAUGCUCAUUUGGGUAAACGGACCUCCCCAUUUUCUUGCUGCAUGCCUGGCCCAGUGCUUGGUCUAUGGACAUGAGUCUGGGUUACAUUGCGGGACCUCAGUGAGGCAGUUGGCUUUGUUUGGUCCCAUGGUAGG
This is a messenger RNA of Zalophus californianus (California sea lion), 5051 nucleotides long. RefSeq names its product caspase recruitment domain family member 10 (gene CARD10). NCBI's taxonomy places the organism in Eukaryota, Metazoa, Chordata, Mammalia, Carnivora, Otariidae. The coding region runs from base 50 to 3289 and encodes 1079 amino acids. The record is from RefSeq and is a predicted model, not a curated record. Gene Ontology annotation, biological process: regulation of apoptotic process. The transcript has 21 exons.